Molecule: messenger RNA, 2180 nt
Organism: Poecilia latipinna (sailfin molly)
Lineage: Eukaryota; Metazoa; Chordata; Actinopteri; Cyprinodontiformes; Poeciliidae
Gene: cunh5orf15
Product: chromosome unknown C5orf15 homolog
Exons: 3
Coding region: 34-948 (304 amino acids)
Source: RefSeq, a predicted model, not a curated record
GUAAAGCCCGCCUCCUUCCAGUCACUUAUCAACAUGGCGGCGCACAGAAAUUCGACGCAAAGCUGGAGAAAUAUUUACGUCUUUUGUUUGCUUAUUUUCCUCCAGCUGUGGUUUAACGUCUGCCUUUCAGCUCCAGUUAGCAUAACACCAGAUUUGAGGACUUCUCAGGGAUUAGACCCACGACUGAAUUUGAACAACUCUGCUGUGGUAGCAGCUCAGACAGACGCGACCACAGACGCAGAGAAAUGGAGUACACCAAGACCAACGCUCGCAUCAAUAACUGCUGCCGCCCCCAACACGGCAUCUGCCGACGCCAAAGAUGUCAACAAGACGACCCGUCAAGUAGAAUCCACUGUGCAUCUUUCAGCACAGAGCAAGAAAGACGCUAAUGGCACGCUCCCCCCACCUGCAGAGAAAACGUCUAGGAAAGAGAACGCAGUGAGGACGACCACUCCUGCUCCCACCGCCAACACCAAGGUGACCCAGCCAACAGGUGAGCCUGACGUCCAGCCCACCUCCACAGCAGAAAGCGUCGAUCCACAGCUGGGUACGGAGAAGCCACCAGAAAUCGUUCCAGAAACUUCACCCUCCAAACCUGAUGAAGACGACGAAGAUUACGAAGACUAUAUCCUUUCUUCCGAUGAAGGGAGAAAGGAAAAUAAAGGGCGAAUCGACACCAAGCAGCAGGUUAAUCUGGUGGGGGAAGUGGACAGCUUCAGCUCAGAGGAACAGGACUCCCACUUCUUCUUCCACCUGGUCAUCCUGGCCUUCCUGGUGGCCGCCGUCUACAUCACCUAUCACAACAAGAGGAAGAUCUUCCUGCUGGUUCAGAGCCGCCGCUGGAAGGAGGGCUUAUGUUCCCGUAACAACGUGGAAUAUCGGCGGCUGGACCAGAACGUCAACGAAGCCAUGCCGUCCCUCAAGAUGACCAAAGAUUAUAUUUUUUGAUUGAGGCUCCUAUAAACACAAAUCCAGCUGCUUAUCUGAUCACUCGCAUGAAGUAGAGAGGCUUUGCUUUUUUUCAAAAAUCAUGUUUUACUUUGCUACAGCAGAAAUAAUUUACUAUUUGUUGGAGUAGAAUUGGACAGAUUGUUGCCUUUUUGACAUUUUCUUUAUUUUAAUGUUCUUUUUUUUAAUAUUUGUGGAAGUUUUUUUUAUGUUUUUGCAUCUUUGUGUAUUUUUUUAAAUUAAAGCUCAAAGACAGUUGAACGAAUAAGGUGAUGUAACAUUCCUAAUUGCUGUAUUUCCACCUUUAAACGUAGAUUUCUCUCAGCAUUCAACCCAAGCUGUACACUGGCACCUAAAGCACUUUGUGUCAUGCUUACAUUUAUAUAAGAUGCAUUAACUAAGCAGAGCAGCCAUGUAAAAUAAAGAAAUAAAAUAAAUUAACACCUAUGUGUAAACUGAUCUACCUUAAUUGCGCCUUGUAGGUAAAAUGAAGGAAAUAUUAGCCACCAGACUCUUAAUGUUUUUCAUUCUGUACAGAUAGUUUUAAAACAUCCAGGGGCGGUUAAAUGGUUGGGGUUCUUAUUUUUUAUUGGAUCUAAUAAAUGUGAUUUGCACUUUUGAAUAAUUUCAGAAAAUGCCCUCCUGCAUUACACAACUUUGGUUUAUGGGUGUGAAAUAAAACGGUCGCGUGUUUUAAGGAUAAGCAUUUGAUCAGGGGAGGAAUAAUCUUCAGGUGACGGAUAAUCUCGUGUGUUUAAGCCAUUUAAGAACAGGUUGAUGCUGUGUGCAGAAUGGAACGUACUCAUUUAUAGGAAUCUUAUUGCCAGGCUUCUGUGUUUAUCUUGAUCGCUUUAUGUUUUAAUUACCGGGUUCCUCCAGAUUUUGCUGUGCAGAUGUUCUGUGGCCUCCUGCUUUAUGGCUUCAGUGAAGUCUCUGUCAAACCAUCGCCAAAUGAUGCAAAAGCAACUGCAGCAUCCUCUUUUACUCCCAUUUACCAGGAAAAUGUGCAGCCAGUAAAGGAUUUAGUUAUUUCAGGGUACUUCCCCUCUGUUGCCAUUUCAUGCCUUUUUGUUGAAAUGCCAUGAAACACCAUGACCUUUUCAACAUGUCCAGGUGUUUUCUGUGUAAUACAUGGUAGAAUAUGGGUUAUGCUCUUGUGAUCUACUGCUACUGCAAUCAACACUAUCCUGUACAAUCGUUUUCUCAAUAAAGCACAAAUUAUAUAAAUGUUA